UACGCAUGCGCCUAUUGCUACUUCUCGGAGUCUCCCAUGAUAGCUUAACGAUUGGCUGGUUAUUUUGGUAUUUCAUUCCCAUUGACUUGGUGGAUUACAAAGCGGAAGCAGCAUGGAUACUUCACUGGUGAAGAAAAUUGUAAAAAAAACAAAACUAAUCAUUAAAGACAACAGCAAUGCAAACAAGAUAAUGGAUAUAUUAAAAUACACACAGUGUAAAAAUAUUCAAGUAAUCUGUCUAGCCUGCAAGUCAUUGGCAGAGAUAUUUUCCCAUUAUAUUUCGACCAAAGCUAUUUUGAACACUUCAAAAAUAACUGCAGCUGAAGAGGAUUUAAGUAAAGAAGAUCAAUUUUCAACUUGGCUUAAAGAGCAGUUUGGAACUACUUGUGAUGUUUUGUGUGAAUUUUUAUCUCAUAAAAAUGUUGAAGUUCAGGAAUCUUCUUUGGCAGCAAUUGUUACACUACUUCAAAGUUUAUUUGAGUGCAAUUGUGAUGAUAUCAGUGGACAUUUAAUUGGAAAUUUGAUUACUCAACUGUUGAGUGAGGAUGAAGAUCGGUCAGCCAUAAUAAAUUGCUUACCAUCAGAUGUAUCGCAUUGGGAAAAAGGAACAAAAUUUUCCUCAGCCUGUUUGACGCAUAUAAAAAACCAGAUAAAGCAUAACAAUGAGCUACACACGAAUGUAUUUUUAUUCAACUGCUGGAGGUUGAUUAAAAAAGUUGCUUCAUAUAACAUGGAUAAUUCAACAUCUCGUCAGCUUACUGGAGUAAUAUGCAAUUUCUUAUCUUACAAGAUACCUACUGAAUUAUAUAGGGAUAUUCUAACUGGUAUAUCGCCUAUAAUGGAGAAGAUGUCUACGCCACAGAGGCUGACAGAUUUUUUGUCACAUUCAUUUGAUAUUGGUGGGGCUAUCAGUUUGAUGAGCUUGCAUGGGCUUUUCAUCCUAAUGCAUAAGCAUAAUCUGGACUACCCAGAUUUUUAUAACAAACUCUACUCAAUGUUUGAACCUCAAGUGUUCAGUGCCAAAUACAAAGCCAGAUUUUUCCAUUUAGCAGAUACAUUUUUAUCAUCAACGCAUCUUCCCUCAUACUUGGUGGCAGCAUUUGUAAAACGUCUGGCAAGAUUAUCUUUACAUGCUCCAGCGUCUGCUGUAUAUAUUAUUAUACCAUUUAUCUUCAACUUAAUAAAUCGCCACCCAGCUUUAAAUGUCAUGCUGGGUAGAUCAGAUGGUCCCACAGAACUUGAUAGUGAUCCCUAUAUGCCUGAUGAAAAAGAUCCAUGUAAAUGCAAUGCCUUAGAAAGCUGUUUGUGGGAGUUACAAGUAUUAGAGAGACAUUAUGAUCCAGAUUUGUCAUUGAAAGCCAGCAAAAGAAAGACUGAAACAGAGACAGAUUUGUCAACUUUAUUAGAAGCAACAUCUACUGAUAUAAUUGGAGCAUAUGGAAAAAAGAUAAAGAAAGACAAUGUUCCAAUAAAUUUUAUGAAGAUUGGUGGAUUAUAUUUAUCAGAUGGUUUUGUUUUAUAAAUCAUUGACUAGAAAUAAAUAAUUUACUUUUACUUC
This is a messenger RNA of Physella acuta, 1558 nucleotides long. RefSeq names its product nucleolar complex protein 4 homolog. Lineage: Eukaryota; Metazoa; Mollusca; Gastropoda; Physidae. Gene Ontology annotation, biological process: ribosome biogenesis. Gene Ontology annotation, cellular component: small-subunit processome; nucleolus; Noc4p-Nop14p complex. The record is from RefSeq and is a predicted model, not a curated record.